Molecule: messenger RNA, 2338 nt
Organism: Papaver somniferum (opium poppy)
Lineage: Eukaryota; Viridiplantae; Streptophyta; Magnoliopsida; Ranunculales; Papaveraceae
Product: aldehyde dehydrogenase family 2 member B4, mitochondrial-like
Exons: 12
Coding region: 264-1883 (539 amino acids)
Molecular function (GO): aldehyde dehydrogenase (NAD+) activity
Source: RefSeq, a predicted model, not a curated record
UUUAAUUGAUGCACUUAUUGUGACUGGAUUUCUCUGAUUAUUUUAGUUGUUUGCUCUUCUGUCUUACUGGAUACAUGUGGGCGUAGUUAAAAAACAGAUCAGAAAUGCAGUGCAACGUGCUAAUCGUUUUAAGAAAGGAUUCUUUUUUAAGCUAUUUAAGGGCAUUAACAGAUAACUCCUGUAAAAACUAGAGACUAGAAUCUGGAGAAAAUUAUAAAAACUUUCUUACCAGAUCUUUUACUUAUUUCUUUCUACUAACAAUCAUGGCAGCUCGAGCAAUUUCGUCGCUUCUUUUCCGAUCCCCCUCAAGGAUUAGUACUUCGAUUCCGUCGCCUUUGAAAGCAGGGAAAAAUGUCAGCUUGGGAAGAGUUGUAAGUCGAUAUAGUACUUCUGCUGCACUUGAAGAACCAAUUACAGCACCAGUUAAAGUAAACUACACAAAACUCUUUAUCAACGGGGAGUUUGUGAAUUCUGCUUCAGGAAAAACUUUUCCGACUCUCGACCCAAGGACAGGGAAUGUUAUCGCUCAUGUUGCUGAAGGUGAUGCUGAAGAUAUCAAUCGGGCGGUUGCUGCUGCUCGCAAGGCUUUUGACGAGGGCCCAUGGCCAAAAAUGACAGCUUAUGAAAGGUCAAGGGUACUUUUGCGCUUUGCGGAUUUGAUUGAUAAACAUACUGAUGAACUUGCAGCACUUGAGACGUGGGACAAUGGAAAGACUUAUGAACAGGCAGCUCAAAUUGAACUACCAAUGAUCUCACGCAUAAUUAGAUAUUAUGCCGGGUGGGCGGAUAAGAUUCAUGGUCUCACAGUUCAGGCUGAUGGUCCGUACCAUGUGCAAACCUUACAUGAGCCGAUUGGAGUUGCUGGACAAAUUAUUCCAUGGAAUUUUCCACUUCUCAUGUUUGCGUGGAAGGUUGGACCCGCUUUAGCUACUGGUAACAGUAUUGUCUUAAAGACAGCAGAACAAACACCGUUGUCUGCUCUAUAUGCGGCGAAGUUGCUCCAUGAAGCCGGCCUUCCUGAGGGAGUUCUCAAUGUAGUUUCUGGAUAUGGCCCAACGGCUGGUGCAGCACUUGCUAGUCAUAUGGAUGUUGACAAGCUUGCUUUCACAGGAUCAACUGAAACUGGCAAGAUUGUUUCUGAACUGGCUGGUAGAAGCAACCUUAAGCCAGUGACUCUGGAGCUUGGAGGGAAAUCUCCAUUCAUUGUGUGUGAAGAUGCCGACAUUGACAAGGCUGUGGAAGCUGCCCACUUUGCUCUGUUCUUUAACCAGGGACAAUGCUGCUGUGCUGGGUCUCGUACUUUUGCACAUGAAAAAGUUUAUGACGAAUUCGUAGAGAAAUCAAAGGCACGUGCUAUGAAACGUGUUGUUGGUGAUCCCUUCCAGAGUGGUGUCGAACAGGGUCCUCAGAUUGAUUUAGAGCAAUUUGAGAAGGUUAUGAAUUACAUAAAAUCUGGUGUUGAAAGUGGUGCUACCGUUGAAACUGGCGGUGCUAGAUUUGGCGACAAGGGUUACUAUAUUCAGCCUACUGUCUUCUCAAAUGUCCAGGAUCACAUGUUGAUCGCCAAGGAUGAGAUCUUUGGACCCGUGCAGAGCAUCUUGAAAUUCAAAGAUCUUAGCGAGGUGAUCAGAAGAUCGAACGCAACAACUUACGGUUUGGCUGCAGGAGUUUUCACCCAGAACAUAGACACAGCAAACACCCUGACGCGUGCACUGAGAGCAGGAACUGUGUGGAUUAAUUGCUUCGAUGUUUUUGAUGCAGCAAUUCCUUUUGGGGGUUACAAGAUGAGUGGGCAUGGCAGAGAGAAGGGAGUUUACAGUCUUGAUAACUAUUUGCAAGUGAAAGCUGUGGUUACUUCUUUGAACAACCCAGCUUGGUUAUAACCUUGAUGAGCAUUAAUAAACAAUAAGGUGAACCAGGGAUGUAGUUCAGUGAAGAAGUUCGAAUUAGAUUAUUUUGACACUCAUGGUAGUAAAGAUGCAGAAAUUUAAGAUGCUGGAGUUUAAGAGAUGGACGGCUCAAGAUGAAACUUAUGGUUUAGUUAUAUAAGCUGGGUUUUGUGUUUUCCCUUUUAAUAAUUCAAUUUCAAAAAUUGGGUUUGAAAUCGAAAUUCGAAAUUGGAAUUGGAGAUGCUGGCUGAGAAAGGUGGUGCUGAUUGCGGUAGUGGUGGUGGUAAAUUGAUUAAACAGAGUAGGUUAGGAUAGAAUAGAAUUUUGAUUGUGUUUUUUGUAUGAUGAUUUGGUGGCGGUGGUUAAGGUGGUGUUGCCGGUGGUAGGAAAUGUUCUUUUUAAAGAAAUUGAAACAGGUCUCGAUAACUUUUAUGUUUUUUCCACGUAAU